AAUAAGAAUAACUAACCUAAAUUGUGAUUUGUUUGAUGGAAACAAAAAUAAUGAAAGUGUUUUACAUAUAAUUUCCAUCUGAAAGAUAAACUUCUCGGGAUAUGAUAAUUAAAUGAAAUAAACUGAAAAAUUAAUAUCAAUAGUCUCCAACCUGUACAAAAUGGAAGAAAGUUUCGAGAUACUACGUAUGGAAUACAGGGAUGUGCUCGAAAAAUCAUUCAAAUCUAGGAGAGUGGAUCUCCUGGAGCAGAAAAUGAAAUCUUUCAACACCGAAAUCGAUUUGAAAACAGUCUUGGACCUGAUCUUGCGGGAACUUUUGCUCAACCUUCUCGAAGAACAAUCCAGCAUUGCCGUACUCAAAGAUUUCAUUGAUUUCUCAAUACUGCUAUGCCGACAAGGAUUGAGUUCGCCCACAGUGCCCGUCCUUCUGCUGGGGGAUGUAUUUGAGACCCUAACGCUAGAUGUGUGCGAGGUUAUGUUUACUUUCGUUGAGCAGAAUGUCCACAUAUGGAAAGAAGAACUGUUUUUCACCGCUUGUAAGAACAAUUUGCUCAGGCUUUGCAAUGAUCUUCUGAGACGUCUUUCUCGAACUACGGCAACAGUUUUUUGUGGCAAAAUCCUGUUGUUUCUAGCGAAGUUCUUUCCAUUUUCGGAAAGAUCAGGACUGAAUAUUGUAAGCGAGUUCAAUUUGGAAAAUGUGACGGAGUAUGGAAUGGAUCCUUCUGACGAUGUGGUUCCUGAAAUUCAAAAGGGAGAUCAGAUACAAAAGGUUGAUUUCACAUUUUACUGCAAAUUUUGGCAGUUGCAAGACUUUUUCAGAAAUCCUAGCCAGUGUUACAAUAAAGCCCAAGUGAUUCUGUUUCAGCACUCCACAAGUAUACUAAAUACUUUCCAUGGAAUAAAAUUGGAUUAUGUGACUUCUAUGGAAAACUCAACGAAUGUGGGUUAUUUCGCAAAAUACCUAACCAGUCAAAAACUUCUGGAUCUGCAACUGCAUGACGUCAACUUCAGAAGAUCUGUUUUGCUUCAGUUUCUUAUAAUCUUUCAAUAUUUCACUUCUACAGUUAAAUUUAAAUCGUAAGUAUUCCCAAUCGUAAGCUGU
This is a messenger RNA of Leptinotarsa decemlineata (Colorado potato beetle), 1102 nucleotides long. It is a transcript of the gene Hpr1, whose product is annotated as THO complex 1-like protein Hpr1. Gene Ontology annotation, cellular component: THO complex part of transcription export complex. The record is from RefSeq and is a predicted model, not a curated record. Gene Ontology annotation, molecular function: protein binding. Gene Ontology annotation, biological process: mRNA export from nucleus; signal transduction. NCBI's taxonomy places the organism in Eukaryota, Metazoa, Arthropoda, Insecta, Coleoptera, Chrysomelidae.